AUGGAUUCUGAAGACGGAGACCACUUUAUAAAGCAACUGGCCGCCUUUGUGCGCAACCAUGAAAAGGCCCUCGCCAAUGCCUUGCAGUUCCAACGCCGAGAGAUUCGACAUCGAUCGUCCCAAAGCACGAGUGCAGCCACGAUCCCCCCCUCCCCGACCUUGCCAGAGCGACCAUCUACAUCUUCAUCCACAACAAGUACUCUGGCAGCCGCCUUUUCAUUGGGAGCCCUGAACUUCACCUCACACAGCGUCAAGUCUGCAAAGUUGGCGCUGACACCCCACCACCUAUUCUUCCUCCUAUCUCGCUUCGAAGAACUCGGGAUCAAUGUUGGACCCAUGAAAGUGCGGUUGGAGAAUCUCCACGAUAGUUCCUCCUCCACCAAUUAUGUCUCGUUCCUAGGAAAUUCUCAGAGGGCUCGUAGCCGCAGUUCUGAUGUAGGAUCGAUACACUCCGUCUCGAGCAUGCGAAGUGUCAUGUCUGGCAUGUCUGCGUUGUGGAACAGCUUUGGCAUUGGCGCCAGCAUAUCCGCCGCACGAACCGAGCGUCAGAAAGCCGCCCUCCAGACCGAUUUGAAAUAUCUUUACUCUGCCUUCACCAAGAUUCCUUGCUUGAGACUGGCUCCCGACUGGCGAGCAAGGUUGAUCAGUGGAUAUGAGGAAUUCCCAUUCGAUUCCGCCGUCCCGAUUUAUGUGUUCAAGAACUUGCAAGCACUUGAGAUCAAUAGUAUCGACUUCCGCCAAUUUUUCGGUUGGGAUCGCCUGGCAGAUCAGCUACGGUCACUCAGUUUAAGACACGCUGGUAUUGAGGACCCAGCGGACAUUUUGAUAGAUAUUGUGCUGGAUGAUAUGGACAAGAGGCGUCGUCGUACGUCCAAGUCGCAAUCCUCGCCAACCACAACCUGGGCUGGGACCAACAGUCCUCGGCGCAGUCCUACCAUCCCUCCCGAACUCGUUCGAGCAGCUUCUGCUCCUGGGUCGCCUGAGCAUAGAACUCUCCUUGCUGACCUUCGGCGCGGGUCCAUGACACCUAACGAGCCAGUCCUAGAGGACAGCGAGAGCUCCGACACCGCCAGGCCAUCAAUCUCCCGUGAUGACGUUGAAGACGCACCCCGAUCCCCCAACAAAAUAUCCCGACCACGAAGUAUCUCGCCCUCCCGCCCUGCGAGCUCCAGAAAUCACUCCUCCCAUGUGAGGUCUUCUCAGCAACGUAUCAGGCGUUCGGGUUCCGGCUCUUCCCACUCUAGCCUCUCUGAGUCUUGGCAUCACCAUGCAAGAGGCAGCUCCGGUAACCUCUUAGCUAUUGGGAUCCUUCCUGCAUCUAAAUGGCGCUUCUUACGACACCUUAGUCUUGCUGACAAUGCAAUGACCUCCAUCCCACCUGCUAGUCUGGCUCCUCUCUCAAACACUCUUUACUCCCUAGACCUGUCAUCCAACCUAUUCAGUCAAAUUCCCGAUAGCUUAGCCUCUCUUACCGCUCUGCGAGCUCUGAAUCUUUCCCACUGCAUGAUCGACUCGCUUCAGUCCCUGACGCGCAACCCACUCCCUGCCAUUACAGCCCUGAACCUUCGUGCAAAUCGUUUGCAGUCACUAGCAGGAGUCGAGAAGCUCUACCCCCUGGAACGUCUUGACCUGCGUGACAAUCGCCUUACCGAUCCGUUAGAGCUUGCAAGACUGACAGGUAUUCCCGACAUUCGAGAAAUCUGGUUGGAUGGUAACCCGUUCACCAGAACUCACAAGGACUACCGGGUAACCAUCUUCAACAUAUUUCGAUCCGCGCCAGGCUAUACAGAGGAUCUCGUAAUUGAUGGCAGUGGACCGAGCUAUUCUGAGAAGCGGCUAUUGAUUGAGCGGGCACCUAUCCCCGAAUCCGUUCCGGUAGUCAAGCCAACGAUCCCUGACUCUCCAGCGGCUGUUGAUGUUAGCAAACCUGCUAUCAUUUAUAGCUUACCCAAGGAGCCAUCCGUUCUUCGUAAAGAGCGUCCAGUGGCCAAGGCUGUAACCAGUGAAGUUAACACCAGUUCUUCUCGGCGCCGAAAAGUGUCCAAAAGACGUAUUGUUGACCUUGCAACCGGCGAUGGCGGAUCGACAGUCACACCAUCUGACCCUCCCAAUGAGGAGUCCAGUGCAACAUCAUUGUCAGAGACGGGAAACUACCGUGUUUCCAGGCAACCUGAAAGAACUCUACUUCCGCCUGUCAUCUUGACAGCCAAUAGACCGACGGAGCCCGUUCCAGUCUCUGAUGCUUCGGCCAACCGGGAUAAGCCUUUACCAGCACCGCCGUCUGCUUACGACGUAAAUGGUGCCACAGAUGAGUCGAAAGAUUCUCAAAAUUGGGAUGCAGGCGGCGAGAUGUAUCGGCGAAGGAUCGAAGCUCUUCGUGAUAGAGUUGGCAGUGGCUAUCUCAGUGUCUUGAGCGAAGAGAGCUGGGAUGGCGCUGGAAAUACGUUCAUGUCCUCUGGCGUUCCAUCUGUCGCGACCUUACGGACAGGACAUGUUUCUCAUCAUGUGCCUCAAGCCCAAGCAAUUCACAGCGGUCGUACUUUGGGCUAA
Pochonia chlamydosporia 170 is the source of this 2550-nucleotide messenger RNA. RefSeq names its product leucine rich repeat protein. The transcript is spliced from 2 exons. Lineage: Eukaryota; Fungi; Ascomycota; Sordariomycetes; Hypocreales; Clavicipitaceae. Gene Ontology annotation, cellular component: cytoplasm. Bases 1 to 2550 code for a protein of 849 amino acids. The record is from RefSeq and is a predicted model, not a curated record. Gene Ontology annotation, molecular function: protein kinase binding.